Molecule: messenger RNA, 298 nt
Organism: Colletotrichum navitas
Lineage: Eukaryota; Fungi; Ascomycota; Sordariomycetes; Glomerellales; Glomerellaceae
Exons: 1
Coding region: 64-225 (53 amino acids)
Source: RefSeq, a predicted model, not a curated record
CCAUCUCUUAUGCUGUUUCUACUCCUUCCCCACUGAUUUAUAACAUGUAUAAAUGCACAUAAAAUGUGUUCCCCGACGCCGUGUAACCCGUUUUUAGGGGACGCCGCAGAAUCUCUUUGCGACCCCUGCCAAGACCACAAGGUAAGGGAGGAAUCGUCAAACAAUUGUCUCAGUCCCUGUCACAUCGGCCUCCCCAACCUCUUCUAUGCCGUUUUCUAUCGCUGAUACCACUGGCCCAUCUCUUCUUGGCUGCCUGUUCCGCCUGUUUUUCUUAGCCAGAAUACAUGCGAGUCUCAGA